Lolium rigidum is the source of this 1763-nucleotide messenger RNA. Its product is annotated as heterogeneous nuclear ribonucleoprotein 1-like. Gene Ontology annotation, biological process: regulation of gene expression. Lineage: Eukaryota; Viridiplantae; Streptophyta; Magnoliopsida; Poales; Poaceae. Gene Ontology annotation, cellular component: nucleoplasm. The coding region runs from base 184 to 1377 and encodes 397 amino acids. The transcript is spliced from 6 exons. Gene Ontology annotation, molecular function: RNA binding. The record is from RefSeq and is a predicted model, not a curated record.
CAUUCCAACCUCGCUCGCUGCUAGGGUUUGCUCCGACCACGAACCCUAAACCCCGCUCACUCCCCCAGCAAGCACCGCCGACGCCGUUUCCCGCUAGGUAAAUCGGCCUCUACGCUCCGCCGCGCGCUCCGAUCCGGUCCGGAGCUAGGGUUUCGCCGUUCGCUGAAGCUCCGCUUCUGUGGUAUGGCGGGGUACGUGGACAGCCGGCACGCCGUGACCGGGUACGAGGACGAGGAGGAGGAGGACCCGGAGGAGGUCGAGGAGGAGGAGGUCGAAGAGGAGGUGGAAGAGGAGGUCGAGGAGGAGGCGGCCGAGGGCGCGCCGGGUGGCUUUGGAGGGGAGGCCGUCGUUGGUCAUGGAGAGCCUGGCGGCGACGACGGGAGGGGGGACGUGCCCGCGGAGCCUGCCGACGGGUCCGGGAAGGUUUUCGUUGGGGGUGUAGCCUGGGAGACAACGGAAGAAAAAUUCAAGAAGCAUUUUCAGAAAUAUGGGGCUAUAGCUGAUUCCGUGAUCAUGAAGGACAAGCAUACCAGGAUGCCUCGUGGAUUUGGAUUUGUUACAUUUUCUGACCCAUCUGUGAUAGACAGGGUUCUUGAGGAUGAACAUAUUAUAGAUGGAAGAACGGUUGAAGUCAAAAGGACUGUGCCUAGAGAGGAAAUGUCUGCAAAAGAUGGUCCGAAGACAAGAAAGAUCUUUGUCGGUGGUAUUCCACCAUCUCUAACUGAAGGUGAGUUAAAGGAGCACUUCUCCUCAUAUGGGAAUGUCGCUGAGCAUCAAAUCAUGGUCGACCAUAGCACCGGCCGUUCACGAGGCUUUGGCUUUGUUACCUUCGAAAGUGAGGACGCUGUUGAAAGGGUUAUGUCACAGGGAAGAAUGCAUGAGCUUGGAGGGAAGCAGGUUGAAAUAAAGAGGGCUGAACCAAAGAAACCUGGUGGUGGUGAUUCGAGUUCUAAUGGGAGAUAUAAUCUUCGCAGUGGUGCCAACCGCAGUUCGCACCGUGGUGGAGGCGGCGGCGGUGGCCGUUCUGUGAGCAGCAGCAGUGGUGCUGGUGGCUAUGGGUAUGGAGCUGACUACAGAGAAGCUGCAGCAGCCUACUAUGGUAGUGCAGGGUAUGGUGGCUAUGGUAGAGGCUAUGGUGCAUAUGGAGGCAACCCUGCCUUUGGGUCAGGUUAUGGCUCCGGUUAUGGUGGUUCUAUAUAUGGAGCAAGUCCAUAUGGUGCCUAUGGGGCAUAUGCAGGUGCCUACGGAGGUGGUGCAUACGGCGCACCUGGCAGCUAUGGAGCAGGUGGGUAUGGUGCCUAUGGGGGAGCUGGAAGCAUGGGUGGUGGGAGCUCGACUGGCCGUGGCUCGGGAAGGUACCACCCAUAUGGAAAAUGACAUCACAGUGGGUUCAUAGGAUCUGAUAAUAAACCUAGAUAUUCUGCUCAUUUCUGCUAUGAGAAGCUGGAACACUCCAUUGACCUUGUUGAAUCAGCGUCAUCAAAACAUUUUUCAUUCUUGCAUUGUGUCAGGCAGCAGGAAUGUAGAUUUAAGUCGCUGAAACCUGAACCAGCCUGAGCUUUAUGUAGAAUCUUAAGCUAAACUGUUGUAUUCAUUAGUUAACUAUAUGCAGCCUUUAGAACCCUUGAACUUGAACCCAACUUUGUGGUAGUAACAGUAUUUUAUGUGAUGUCCCGAUGUAUUACUAGGUAACAGUGUCACCAAGCAACUAACUGGUGGCAUCUGUGCUUCUGAAGAAAAUUUGACUUGUUCUUAACUUCUAA